CCGUUCAUAACGACAGUAGCGUAGUGCAGCACCCAGCUGGAGUGCAGCUUACGAUUAGUCGCAAAUCCAAUGCGUAUCGAUCGACUAAAACAAAUACUACAGUUACUGUAGUCUCCUGCUCCAAACUAGCAGUGUCCAAUCCAAGGCACACCCCCGCAUAGUUUUCAACUCCUCCUGGCUUGUGGAUUCGCGUUGCAUCUCAAGCUAGCAGGGAGACACGAGACAGAAAUGCAGCAACGCAAGGCCAAGGUCGUCUGGGGCGGCGCCGAGAGCGCGGCGGCGCAGGAGAUCCCGGCGAUGGCGAUGGCACGCAACGGCAGCUGGCCUGAGGUCGAAGGAGCCUCGGAGCACUCACCAGUGCCGCGGAAGAAGAGGCUGGCCCUGGACGAGAAGCGGUGGAACACUGUGGUCAAUGUCAUGCUCGUCGCCUUCGUCAUGGCUGUGCCGCCGGUCAUCGUUGUCUUCGCUGGGGGCGGCAUCGUGCCAUCGGUCUGGAUCGCGGCCGCCAAGGCCCAGCUGCGCCGAGGUUCCAGCCAUGUCUCCUUCCCGUACGCAAGAAACCCACCUGACAAACUUCUCGGUGGCCUCCUGCCCGAUGGACUCGACGAGAGAUCAUGCCGCAGCAGGUACGAGUCUUCCAUGUACAGCCGGAACCCGGCACGGCGACCUUCUCCGCACCUCAUAGCAAAGCUGCGGAGACACGAAGAGCUCCAGAGACGGUGCGGGCCGAACACCGACGCGUACAGCCGCGCCGUCCAGCACCUGAGGGCCGGCAAGAGCGUCGACUCGCCCGAGUGCAAGUACGUGGUCUCCAUCUCGUACCGCGGCCUCGGCAACCGCAUCCUGGCCGCCGCGUCGGCGUUCCUCUACGCGGUGCUCACCGACCGCGUCCUCCUCGUGGACCCGAGCAACGAGAUGGACGAGCUCUUCUGCGAGCCUUUCCCCGGCACGACGUGGCUGCUACCGCGGCGGGACUUCCCCCUGGCGAGCUACACCAACUUCAGCAUCGACACCGCCGAGAGCUACGGCAACAUGCUGAAGAACAAGGUGCUCAGCGCCGACGUGCCGCUGCCGGCGUUCGUGUACCUCCACCUCGACCACGACUACGGCGACGAGGACAAGAUGUUCUUCUGCGACGACGACCAGCGGCUGCUGUCGAACGUGCAGUGGCUGGUCAUGAGGACCGACAUGUACACCGUGCCGGGGCUGUUCCUGGUCACGGCGUUCCAGGAGGAGCUCGACAUGCUGUUCCCGGAGCGCGACGCCGUGUUCCACCACCUGGCGCGGUACCUGUUCCACCCAACCAACCACGUCUGGGGCCUCGUCACGCGGUACUACCGCGCGUACCUCUCCCGGGCGGAGCUCCGGCUCGGCGUCCAGGUGCGCAACUUCGACCCCUGGACGCUGGAGUCGCCGGUCGUCCUCCGGCAGAUCACGUCGUGCCUGUGGAAGGAGAAGCUGCUCCCGGAGGUUCUUGACACGGAAGAGCGCUCCAUGCCGCUGAUGCCGGGCGGCAGCACCAGAACCACGGCCGUUCUAGUCACCUCUCUCCGGUCGUGGUACUACGAACGCAUCAAGGGGCUGUACUGGGAUCGCGCGACGGCGACCGGCGAGGACGUGAGCGUGCACCAGCCGAGCCACGAGGGGCAGCAGCAGUACGGCAAGAAGUCGCACGACGACAGGGCCUGGGCGGAGAUGUACCUGCUGAGCCUGUGCGACGUGCUGGUGACCAGCGGCUGGUCCACGUUCGGGUACGUCGCGCAGGGGAUCGGCGGCAUGACGCCGUGGGUGUUGCACAAGCCCACGAACGUCACGUCGCCGCCGGAACCGCCGUGCUUCCGGGACAUGUCCAUGGAGCCGUGCUUCCACGCGCCGCACGUCUACGACUGCAAGCUGAAGCGUGGAGCCGACACAGGGAAAAUGCUGCCGCACGUCAGGAACUGCGAGGACGUGAGCUGGGGACUGAAACUUGUCGAUACAAACUUGUACAAGACUUGAAAUUUCAGAACAAAUUUUGGGUGGAUCAAUCAGGUGCUGACAGGGUGGCAGGCAGGCAGGGUUCAAUUUGCUUAACUUUGAUGACAAAAAAUUCCAACGUGGUGCAGCCAGGGACUACAAAACCAUGGAAUGGGGAUUCUCUGCUGAUUGUUUGAUACAUGCACAGAUUGGAGUCUAAAUCCCUAAGGCAUUGUUUGGCUGUGGAUUGAAGUGCAGCUAAACAAGUUCUAAUGUAUGGCUUUAUCCCAGGUUCUCGAAUUGCAACCAAGCGGGAAGAAAAAAGGGCAAUAUUAAGAUCCAUGUGUUGUCUUGUAACAUUAAUAGAAUCUUUACAUGAUCCUAUGUACCUUCGACGGGUACGUAGGGGUUAAUGCUUGCAAUUUUGAGAUAGCAUGUUGACAGAA
Sorghum bicolor (sorghum) is the source of this 2402-nucleotide messenger RNA. Its product is annotated as galactoside 2-alpha-L-fucosyltransferase. The transcript has 2 exons. Gene Ontology annotation, cellular component: membrane; Golgi apparatus. Gene Ontology annotation, biological process: cell wall biogenesis; xyloglucan biosynthetic process. The coding region runs from base 229 to 1998 and encodes 589 amino acids. Gene Ontology annotation, molecular function: galactoside 2-alpha-L-fucosyltransferase activity. Lineage: Eukaryota; Viridiplantae; Streptophyta; Magnoliopsida; Poales; Poaceae. The record is from RefSeq and is a predicted model, not a curated record.